Molecule: messenger RNA, 669 nt
Organism: Loxodonta africana (African savanna elephant)
Lineage: Eukaryota; Metazoa; Chordata; Mammalia; Proboscidea; Elephantidae
Gene: KRTCAP3
Product: keratinocyte associated protein 3
Exons: 5
Coding region: 1-669 (222 amino acids)
Source: RefSeq, a predicted model, not a curated record
AUGAGUGUGGGGCUUGCGCUGAUCCUGGUGGGCCACGUGAACCUGCUGCUCGGGGCCGUGCUGCACGGCACCGUCCUGCGGCACGUGGCCAAUCCCCGCGGCGCCGUCACACCAGAAUACACCACAGCCAAUGUCAUCUCCGUGGGCUCGGGGCUGCUGAGUGUUUCCGUGGGACUUGUGGCCCUCCUGGCAUCCAGGAAUCUUCUUUGCCCGCCACUGCACUGGGCCCUGCUGGCCCUAGCUCUGGUGAAUCUGCUCUUGUCUGCUGCGUGCUCCCUGGGCCUCCUCCUUGCUGUGUCACUCACUGUGGCCAAUGGUGGCCGCCGUCUUAUCGCUGACUGCCAUCCAGGACUGCUGGAUCCUUUGGUACCACUGGACCAGGGGUCUGGACAUGCUGACUGCCCCUUUGACCCCACGAGAAUCUACGAUACAGCCUUGGCUCUUUGGAUCCCUUCUUUGGUCAUGUCUGCAGUGGAGGUGGGGCUGUCUGGUUACUGCUGUUUGGCUGCACUCAUCCUUCGAGGGGUUGGGCCCUGCAGGAAGGAAGGGCUGCAGCAGCAGCUGGAGGAACUGACAGAGCUUGAACCACCUAAAUGCAAAAGGCAGGAAAAUGAGCAGCUACUGAUUCAAAAUCAAGAAAUCCAGGCAUCCCAGAAAAGUUGGGUUUAG